Messenger RNA from Aspergillus heteromorphus CBS 117.55, 2237 nucleotides. RefSeq names its product putative nucleoporin Nsp1. Gene Ontology annotation, biological process: RNA export from nucleus; protein import into nucleus. The transcript has 4 exons. Gene Ontology annotation, cellular component: nuclear pore central transport channel; nuclear pore. NCBI's taxonomy places the organism in Eukaryota, Fungi, Ascomycota, Eurotiomycetes, Eurotiales, Aspergillaceae. The record is from RefSeq and is a predicted model, not a curated record. Gene Ontology annotation, molecular function: structural constituent of nuclear pore; phospholipid binding. The coding region runs from base 194 to 2161 and encodes 655 amino acids.
AUUCAUUCCAGUCCAUCCAGCAGCCCGUCGGUCAAUUGAUUGUGUCUGCCCGCGUGUUGGACAAGCUCGGCGCGACUUACAGCUCAGUCCCAAUUGCUUCCCUCGUUUCCCACCGCCUCUCAUCCCCGGGCGCAGGCAGCCCUGUCGGUUCCUGUCGUCCUGCACCUCCCCCCCUCCCCCACCAUCCACAAUCAUGUCCAACCCCUUCUCCUUCGGCACAGCUGGCGCGUCCAAACCGAGCCCGUUCGGAUCUGCCGGCGCGACCUCUGGAUCGAGCGCUGCCCCGGGCGCGCUGUUUGGAAAUGUAGCGGCUCCGGCGAGUGGCACCUCCUCGCCUUUGUUUGGCGGCGCCGGGGCCAGUGGUACAACCGGCUUCAGCUUUGGCGCUCAGAACCAGUCUGGAGCCGCCGGUCAGACUACGCCCCUGUUCGGUGGCAACUCAUCACAAACCCCCAACAAGAGCGAAGCUACACCUGGCUCGGCACCGACAGCCACUAGCGGGCUCUUUGGGAAUGCCUCGAAUCCUACCGGAGGGCUCUUUGGCAAUGCCACCUCCACCCCUGGUCAGACUGGAGGUUCUUUGUUCGGCGGCGCCUCAUCCACCACGCCCGCUGGUCCUCCCCCGGCCGGGGCGUCUGGCCAGGCGCAACCGCUGUUUGGCCAGGCGGCACAAAAGCCUGGGGGUCUCUUCGGAAACCUGAACUCGAAGACUCCUGCCACCACCUCAUCGACUCCACCCUCCUCCAUGACCACCACCGCCCCAUCUACCACUCCGUCCCUGUUCCCUGCUGCGCAGCAGCCAUCCGGGGGUGGCCUUUUCGGAUCGACCACGCCGCAGACCACCUUUGGAUCCAACCCGACGCCGGCCGCAGGGGGUAGUCUUUUCCCGAAUACCAACCAAGCUGCUGCCCCGAGCACCACUACCAAUGGACCUAGCACUCUCUUCGGACAGGCCCCUGCGCCGGCAGGUUCCUCUUCGGCGAUAGGAAGCGGAGCCGCGCAGACGUCUUCUCUUUUCAAGGCGCCGUCAUCUGGAGCCGAUGCCACCAAGCCCGCUUUCUCGUUAACCCCCCAACCCGCUACCACCCCGGCUGCUUCGGCCGCGGCCCCACAAAAGUCUCUCUUCCCAACCCUCGGGGCAACCACUUCAUCGGCGACCCCGUCGUCAACACCUGCCCCGGCCGGGGGGUUGUUUGCCGGACUCGGUGCUGCUAAGCCCGCGGCCACCACAGCUCCCGCGGCCCCUGCAGCUUCCGCAGCGCCGGCCGCCCCUGCCGCUGGAGGAUUAUUCGGUGCUAAGCCUGCGGCGAGCACCCCGUCUACACAGCCUGCCAGCGCUGCUCCCACGGCCCCCACCACCACGGCCAGCGACAAGCCCACGAUGUCCGCGACCCCCGGCGCCACGACAACCACUACAGGCACCACCGCGACCACCGCGACGGGCGGCAUCGGGCUCGGCGCAUCCACCGCGGGCCCGACUCCCCCGGCGCAGUCCCGCCUCAAGAACAAGACCAUGGACGAGAUCAUCACCCGGUGGGCCACCGAUCUGACCAAGUACCAGAAGGACUUCCGCGACCAGGCCGAGAAGGUAGCGGAAUGGGACCGGAUGCUAGUGGAGAACGGCACCAAGGUGCAGAAGCUGUACGGUAGCACAGUGGACGCAGAGCGGGCAACCCAGGAAGUCGAACGCCAGCUGGCGUCCGUCGAGGGCCAGCAGGAAGAGCUCGCCUCGUGGCUGGACCGGUACGAGCGCGAGGUCGAUGAGAUGAUGUCCAAGCAAGUGGGACCGGGCGAGACCCUCCAGGGACCGGACCAGGAGCGCGAGAGAACAUACAAAUCGGCCGAGAAGCUCUCCGAGCGUCUAGACGAGAUGGGCAAGGAUCUAGCCAGCAUGAUCGAAGAAGUCAACAGCGCGUCGUCAACCCUGAGCAAGACCAACAAGGCCGACGAACCGAUCUCCCAAAUCGUCCGCAUCCUCAACACCCACCUCGCGCAGCUGCAGGUCAUCGACCAAGGCACCAGCGAGCUGCAAGCCAAGGUCACCGCCGCGCAGAAGGCCGGGCAGUCGCUGUCGUCGCGCUUCGGCUACGGCCUCGGCGGCUCCACCAUGGGCGGCAGCGCGGCGGACGAUUUCUACCGUUCUUACAUGGGACGACGAUAGAUGAUGUAACUAACUAACUAGUAAACGCAAACUUGAGAUCCGGGAUGGUUUCAUCAGGAUUGGCCUUUUUUUUUUU